AAAUCAAGAAACACCACAAACAUGGCUGCAGCAGUGGGAAAAUAUGCCGCCAACAAAAUGUUGCGCGGACAGAUGAAGAAAUAUCAGAGCAAGCAACCUUGCGGCGAUGAGGACCCAUUCUUCGUCUACAUCGACGACCCACGCAAGCCCGGAAAGCAGAAGAAGGUCAAANAGACCGUCCCCUCAUACAUCCCCGAACACGAUGCCAAUGUUCUCGCCAAAAUGCGCCGUCGCGCUUACAGAAUGGACAUGGCGCUGUUCGAAUUCCUGGGUACACGCUUUGGAUGGUCUUCUGUUGUUGGAAUAGUGCCCGCUGCAGGCGAUGUCCUCGAUGCUUGUAUUGCUCUGUUGCUCGUCAAGGGCUGCAUGAAGGUCCAAGGCGGUCUGCCAAUGGGUGUUCUGAUCCAGAUGCUCAUCAAUGUCGCCAUUGACUUUGUCAUUGGAAUCAUCCCUUUCGUCGGCGAUAUUGCAGAUGCAUACUUCAAAGCCAACACCAAGAACUGUCGACUCCUGGAGAAGCACUUGGACAGUCUGUACAAGCCCGAUGCUCUCAAGGCGGCUAAGACUCGCUCAGGCAAAGCAAACCACCCAGCCACGGCAUACGAAGACUUUAGCGACGAAGAAGAUGACCGUAGAGCGUUCCUCCAGGAGACCCGUCCACGCAACGAUGGUGCACACGACGUUCGCCAGCCUGCACCGACCGCUGACCCUAGAGCAAAGAAGUCGGGAGGCUGGUUCGGCUUCGGCGGUGGCAACAACAGAAGGGAACAAGACCUAGAAAGGGGCAUUCCUGCCGGUCGCCCAGUUCGCGUCGACGAUACCAUGGAGACUGGUACUGUGCGCACUGAUAGAAGAUGA
Aureobasidium musti is the source of this 858-nucleotide messenger RNA. NCBI's taxonomy places the organism in Eukaryota, Fungi, Ascomycota, Dothideomycetes, Dothideales, Saccotheciaceae. The record is from the annotation of a GenBank genome assembly.